CCUCCCCGCCCUGCGCCCGCCGCCCGCGGGUCGGCGCCCGCAGCUCGGAGCGGCGCCGGAGUAGGAGCUGGAGCCGCCGCCGGAAACCGGCCGGAGUCGGGCCCGGGGGUGAAGCUUGAUCCCGGCGGCGCCCGGAGCGGGUCCCGAGCCCCGCGCGGCUCAUGGCGGGGCCGCGGGGCGCGCUGCUGGCCUGGUGCCGCCGCCAAUGCGAGGGCUACCGCGGCGUGGACAUCCGCGACCUGAGCAGCUCCUUCCGGGACGGCCUGGCCUUCUGCGCCAUCCUGCACCGGCACCGGCCCGACCUGCUAGAUUUUGAUUCGCUUUCCAAGGACAAUGUCUUCGAGAAUAACCGUUUGGCCUUUGAAGUGGCUGAGAAGGAGCUGGGGAUCCCCGCUCUCCUGGACCCCAAUGACAUGGUCUCCAUGAGUGUCCCUGACUGCCUCAGCAUCAUGACCUACGUGUCCCAGUAUUACAACCACUUCGCCAGCCCUGGCCAAGCUGGUGUCUCAUCACCUAGAAAGGCCCAGGCACCCUCCUCCCCGCCAUCCGAAGCACCUACUCUGGCAGAACCAGAAGACAGGGCUCAGGGCGAGGAACUGUUGUCGGGCAGCCUGUCGGAGCAGGGCGCCCGGCAGACCCCCAGCAGCACGUGUGCCGCCUGCCAGCAGCACGUGCACCUGGUCCAGCGCUACCUGGCCGAGGGCAAGCUGUACCACCGCCACUGCUUCCGGUGUCGGCAGUGCUCCAGCACCCUGCUCCCCGGAGCUUACAGAAGUGGGCCUGAGGAAGGCACCUUUGUGUGCGCGGAGCACUGUGCCAGGCUGGGCCCCGGGGGGCGGUCGGGGGCCAAGGCCGGGCCCCAUCUGCAGCCAAAGCAGCAGGAACUUGCAGAAGAAGUCAGGGAUGUGGACGGAGGCGGCACGGGUGCUAGUGCGCCCGCAGAGGCUGAGGUGGCUGUCCCCAAGGCCAGCCCCGAGGCCCGGCCCCAGAUCCCCACCAAGCCCCGGCUUCCAAGCAAACCACAGGAACUGGGCAGCUUCCCGGCCGGCCGCCCCACGCCUGCCCCGAGGAAGGCCCCCGAGAGCCCAGCCCUGACACCCCCCACGCCCCGGCCCCGGUCCAGUCUGCAGCACGAGAAUUUGGCCGAGCAGGGUGGCAACAGUGGCCUAGUAAAUGGAAGGCUGCACGAACCCCCUGUCCCCAAGCCGAGAGGGACGCCCAAGCUGUCAGAGAGGACACCAGCCCCCAGGAAAGACCCCCCAUGGAUCACACUGGUGCAGGCAGAGCCAAAGAAGAAGCCAGCCCCCCUCCCCCCGAGCAGCAGCCCCGGCCCUCCGAGCCGGGACGGCAGGCAGGUGGAGAAUGGAGGCGUGGAGGAGGCGGCCCAGCAGAGCCAGGUGACAGGUGGCCCGGAGCCCAAGCCCUACAACCCCUUUGAGGAGGAGGAGGAGGAGGACCCGCCAGCUGCACCCAGCCUGGCCGCUGGCCCUGCCCUGGCCCACUCGGCCGAGUCCACACCCAAGUCCCUGCACCCCUGGUAUGGCAUCACCCCCACCAGCAGCCCCAAGACAAAGAAGCGCCCUGCCCCCCGCGCGCCCAGUGCGUCCCCACUUGCUCUGCACACUGCCCGCCUGUCACACUCAGAGCCGCCCUCGGCAGCCCCGUCGCCAGCCCUCAGUGUGGAGAGCCUGUCCUCCGAGAGCUCCAGCCGGACCCCCUCUGGGGAGCUUCUGGAACCCCCAGUUGUGCCCAAGAGCUCCUCAGAGCCUGCAGUCCAUGCCCCUGGCACCCCUGGGACCUCUGCCAGCCUCUCUGCCGGCUCCUCCUCCCUGUCCUCCUCUGGGGAACUGGUGCAGCCCAGCGCAGACCAGACACCUCAGGCCAGCCCUGGCCUUGCCCCCGGUACUAGGGGCAGCCCGGCUCCCCAGCCAGCCAAGCCCUGCAGUGGCGCUGCCCCCACCCCUCUCUUACUGGUUGGAGACAAGAGCCCCGUGCCUUGCCCUGGAACCUCGUCCCCGCAGCUCCAAGUAAAGUCUUCUUGCAAGGAGAACCCUUUUAACCGGAAGGCGUCACCCACAGCAUCCCCAACCACAAAGAAGACCACCAAGGGAUCCAAGCCAGCCAGACCACCUGCCCCAGGACACGGCUUCCCCCUCAUCAAGCGCAAGGUCCAGGCCGACCAGUACAUCCCCGAGGAGGACAUCCAUGGAGAGAUGGACAUGAUCGAGCGUCAGCUGGAUGCCCUGGAACACCGUGGGGUCCUGCUGGAGGAGAAGCUGCGUGGCGGCGUGACCGAGGGCCGUGAGGACGACAUGCUGGUGGACUGGUUCAAGCUCAUCCACGAGAAGCAUCUGCUGGUGCGGCGGGAGUCAGAGCUCAUCUAUGUUUUCAAGCAGCAGAACCUGGAGCAGCGCCAGGCGGAUGUAGAGUAUGAGCUCCGGUGUCUUCUCAACAAGCCAGAAAAGGACUGGACAGAGGAGGACCGGGGCCGAGAGAAGGUGCUGAUGCGGGAGCUCAUGGCCCUCAUCGAGCAGCGCAACGCCAUCGUCAACUGCCUAGAUGAGGACCGGCAGAGGGAGGAGGAGGAAGACAAGAUGUUGGAAGCCAUGAUCAGGAGGAAAGAGUUCCAGAAGGAGGCUGAACCCGAGGGCAAGAAGAAGGGGAAGUUCAAGACCAUGAAGGUGCUGAAGCUGCUAGGAAACAAGCGGGAUACCAAGAGCAAGUCCCCAGGGGACAAGAGCUAACAGCAAGGGCAACCAGCUGGGACUUCCACCCCCCCGGCGCAUGCAGCCCCUGGGCUGUGGUCUGCUCACGGGGGGCACCCUGCUUCCCAUCGGGAUCGGUCCCAGGGAAAGAUGAUGUCAGGGGAGGGGGCCUCUGGGUGACAGCCUCUCCCUCCUCAGGGUCCUCUGGCUGGUCUGGGCCAAAGAAUUUUCUUCCCUCUUCUCAGGGCCGCAUGUAGCUGCGGCUCAGCCCUGCCCGGUCUGGUUCUGAUGACUCCAGAUGCUGUGACUGACCCAAGGAGCAAGCAGGGCCCUGAGUCCAGGGAGUGGCGGGGGCUGAGCACCCCUGCCUUGCAUCCCACCCACCGCCUGCCUUGACGGGCAGCCCCUGGGUCCCUCUUCCCUUCUGUACCAUGUCCAGAUGGGAUUGUUAGCUGUCAAAUUUCUGACCCAAAGGUCCUUCCACUCACGCGGUCUGCCCGUGGUGGACCUCUGGCCCGGGUCUCCUGCCUUCAGGGCUCUGCUGCUCUUGGCAGGCCGCAGGCCUGGCUUGGCCGCACUGGCUUCUUCCCACCCCAGCCCUGGCUCUGAGUCCCCGUUUUCCUUCCCAGUGCAGGUGGCCCUGAAUCUGUUUCUCCUCACUCAGGAGCUCUAUUUAUGAAGUCUAAUUAGGUUUGAGCUUGUUACUGUGUCCUCAGACACGAAUGGGCCUGAUGGACAAAUGCCUCCCUCUGUCCCUCAAAGCUCUAGGAGGUGCUUCUCUUGUCUUCCCUCGUUCCAUCGGAAACCUCACCCCCCAGGAAUUGGGGCUGGGUGGCCAUGCUGGGCUGGGUGGGUGCCCUAGAGCUGAGUCCCCAGGGAGGGCCUCUGGGAAACAGGCCCCAGAGGCAGUUCUGGUCCCCAAGCAUCAGCAGAGGGAGCUGUGCUUCACAGAGGUGCUAAUCCUGGUUCCUUAACACACUGUAGUCUGACCCCUCAUUUAGACUUGCCCCCCACCACCCCAGGGUUGGGGGAUGGUGGGCCUGUUCCUGGGUAUGGUCAUAACCAGUCUGUCUUCUCACACUUGACUGUUGUCCGCUCUCUCCCGACCCGUCCCCCCGAAGGACUGAUGGCUACUCACCCCUCUGAUGGCCAUGGGAGAGGAGGAGCCGACGGGGACAUUUGCCUUUUCCCCAGGGAAUGUGUCCAGCAGCCCUCGGUCAAAGCACUGUUGCUAUAAGCUAUCUCUGGGGCGCUCCAGGGCCCCCUCCCUCAGCACACCUCUGGGGAAAGUACGCACUGUAUUAACUCGUGAGGAUUUUCCUCACCAACAAUAAAUGGAGACAACCUCAGUUGCCAGUGCCCCGGAGCCUUGGGCACUUUGCCCUCAGCCAGGUCCGCCUUCUUCCCUGCCUCCGCCAUGCCCUGUGGCCAGGCCUCUCUGGUCGCCCGGGAGGGCGAGUGGGGCUGUCCACGGCCAGGGGCCUUGGCCUCCAGGGCUUGCCAGUGGGCAGGACUCCUCCUCUGCAGGGAGGGGCAGCUCCCACCCCUGCACAGCCCCUGGUGGUCUCCUUCCAAACAUGCCUGUUGACCUGGAGCUGGUCACCAACUCCAAAGGCUUUCAGGGCCAGGCAGGUCACACACCUGACCAGGCUGGGCGUAACCUGAGGGGUGGCUCUGGCAGGCUGUCUUGUGUCCGGAGACUCAGGUAGCAGGGACUGAGGUGAACUGAGGUGUCUAUGACCCAACUCAAGGGGGAAGUUCUUCCUUCCUUAAGUCAACUGUAGCCUGUGGGAAUGCGGGCCCAAGUGUGGCCAGACCUUUCCAUUUUUCAAAAGAAGCUAGAAAUCCA
Molecule: messenger RNA, 4554 nt
Organism: Callorhinus ursinus (northern fur seal)
Lineage: Eukaryota; Metazoa; Chordata; Mammalia; Carnivora; Otariidae
Gene: MICALL1
Product: MICAL like 1
Molecular function (GO): protein binding
Source: RefSeq, a predicted model, not a curated record